AUGUUCAACUUCAUUAGUGCCAUCACACAGCAGCAACAUUACGUCGCGGCUGUUGCGUUUUUCGACAAAAUCGCUUCUGCGCUAACGGAAUGGCUUCAUGUUAUUGGUGGGUGGAAAAAUGGAGAAGUGUUGACGUGUCCAAAGUACUGUGUUUCAUUCCAUCUACCCCUGCACAGGCAUCUUUCAACAGCGUUGACGCACUUCAAUGAUAUGGAGCUUUUCCGAAAGCAUGUUGAAGAUUUUCGAAAGGAUGAACAGCUCCUUCGUAGAGUUCUACUGCAUCCUUUGAAGAUUCAGGUUGCGCGUGCGGAGUAUUACGCUGGAAUGUGGGUACGUAAUGGUAAUCAGCUACGAGUACAAGCCAUUAUUUAUGCACAACCCCAUAUCAAUACUUCAUUUCAAACGCCCGACAUUGAUUUGAUCAGAUACUGCGCUGCCAAUGUGGAUCCUGACUGGUUUGUGGAGGCCAUGGUACACAACUUCCAUCUUAUUGAUGUGUUCCGGUUCGCUAUUAUUCACAAAAAGGACGGGUCUGAGAGUGGUAUGGAAGUGAGCUUGGAUGACUCCUUGAAAACAGCAAAAGAACUCGGCACUGGUCGUUCCACACCUGAUGAAAUCGCUGAUGAAAAUUGGGAAAAAUGCGCUGAGAAGAUUCGAGUCAUUCUCAAAGAUCUUCCUCCAGGAAAGGCCGAUGUGGUGAUGGCGGCUCUCAAACAACGUACAAUAAAUAACUUCGUCACCUCUUUGGAUCCAUCUUCAUCAGUUCAACCCAUGGAGGAAGAUUUGCAAAAUGUAUCCGAGCUGGGCUAUAUUUUCAAUGAGGAUAAUGCCGAUGUCAUCACCCGAGUAGAAUGGAUUGAUCCAAUGAUAGCAGCAGCGCUACGGCUCUUAAGCGAACUGGUCGUACUUCUGGCAAACUGUGGCGCGUCUACUGAAGCCGCACUCCGGUCGGAAAUGAUUAAUGCUCUCGCCGGUGGACCACAUACUCAUUCGCGCCUUCGUUCUAUAAUCGCAGAAAAAGGAAGCAGAGGAGCUGAAUCGAUAGAUCCACUAUUUGAUAAGAUUUUGGAGGAAAUUGCGGAUUUCUCCGAACCGGUCGCUGUGCCAGGUGGACAAAUGCGGCAGGGAUCCUAUCAGCUUAAAACAGAGGUUUGGUUGAAUGAAUUCUGUCCUGUGCUAUGUCAGCAUAGAGCUCUCUAUCCGAAGUCUAGCACUGGUGUGUUGAUGGAUGUGGAAAAAUUGGAACGGGAAGUUCUUGGAAACGAGGAGAAAAUUCUCCAGAUGUGGUUCCCCUAUCAACUUUCGGACUUUUCCGAUUCAGCACGACAUGAAUCUGUUCGAGGAAUCGCCAGGAUUUUGUUGUGCGACCGUUUCAUCCAACUUUGCAUUGUCGUACUCGAAGCGGGUAUAGUUGGACAUCCAGAAAUACGCGAAACAACCUCUCAGCUGGUGGUUUAUCUGCUCACGCUUGCUUACCAGUACAUGUUCUCCCUUCCCCAGUCUGAAAGAAUGGCUGCUUCACAACGUUUCCGAAGGAGUUAUGUUGCGACUGAAGGACUGAAGGCAGUACAAUUGCCUCUUCUCGUGUUUGUUUUAUUCCUGAUUGAAUGUGAGAAACGAGGUUCAAAAGAGAAGCUCCUGAAACGUACAGUUGCUGGAGAAUUCGAUAAGAAGCGCAUCAUGGGCGGCGCUGCUGAAUAUAUGGCAAGACUUGUGACAUUCAUCUGCAAGUGCGAUGAGGGUGUUCAUCUUUCUCUUCUAUCGGCACUGGAGGAUUGUCAGAAAGAAAAGGAGACUGAAAAAAAGGAAGAUGCUAAUGAACAAAAGUCUGUUCAGGAGCGAAAAGCUGCAGCGAAGCGACGACGGGAGGCAUUGUUCGCCGCCAAUAAGAAGAAGAAUUCUGAAGUUAUGAAAAGGUUGAUGGAGAAAGAAGGCUUAACACAAAAAGACAUCGACUCAAUCGAUACGAGCCAGCAAGAUGUCCGACUUUACGAAUGUCCGAUCUGUGGUGAGCUUGAUACGCCGUCAACUUUGCGGAACCCUCUAGGAAUGCUCGUUCGAGUAAGUAUAAUAUAA
Molecule: messenger RNA, 2076 nt
Organism: Cooperia oncophora
Lineage: Eukaryota; Metazoa; Nematoda; Chromadorea; Rhabditida; Trichostrongylidae
Source: the annotation of a GenBank genome assembly